Messenger RNA from Manihot esculenta (cassava), 1434 nucleotides. Its product is annotated as E3 ubiquitin-protein ligase At1g63170. The record is from RefSeq and is a predicted model, not a curated record. The transcript is spliced from 5 exons. NCBI's taxonomy places the organism in Eukaryota, Viridiplantae, Streptophyta, Magnoliopsida, Malpighiales, Euphorbiaceae. Bases 90 to 1220 code for a protein of 376 amino acids.
AUUUAAUAUGUUUCUGUUCCAAAUAGUAAUUUUCAAAAAAAAAAAAAAUCUAACUCUUCGAAUUGGAAUCUUUCAAAAAAAAAAAAAAAAUGCACGCCUCAACUUCCUCAGUCUCUUCUCCGGCGCCUCACUCUCUUGACACCUCCCCAUUCCUCACCCGCUCGAUUGCCGACCAUAUCCUCCGUAGCCGACGUUUCCUACGCCGCCCGCCGCAGCCCUUCCGUGGUGCGGCUGCUCGGCUCCUUGGCCGAUCCAGCAGCCGCCGCAUGACGUUGCAGGAGCCCUCUGUAAGUAUGCGCGUAAAUGCAGAGAGCGACUGGGCCUUCUCCAAGCCGAUUAUUGUGCUAGAUGUGUUGUGGAAUUUGGCCUUCGUGGUGAUUGCUGUUGUGUUGCUGGGGCUGAGCGUCAAGGAGGAGCCUGAGGUGCCGUUGAGGCUGUGGAUAAUUGGGUAUGGUUUGCAGUGUGUGUUUCAUAUUGCCUGUGUGAUCUUCCAGUAUAGAAGGCGGCCUAGUGGAAGGAGUGUGGGAUUUGGAGGGAAUGGGGAUUCCACUUCGGUACUGGGGAGUGAUGGAGGAGAUUCUGUGGGCUAUGGUGCUGAACAGCGAGCCAGUGAUGAUGAAACUAGCACCGCGAAGCACCUGGAGUCUGCAAAUACAAUUUUUUCAUUUAUCUGGUGGAUUGUCGGGUUCUACUGGGUUACUGCUGGUGGCCAAAAUUUGCCUCGUGAUUCGCCUCAGCUAUACUGGCUUUGUAUCUUCUUUCUUGCUUUUGAUGUGAUCUCUGUAUUUAUCUGUGCUGCUGUUGCAUGUCUUAUUGGAUUUGCUCUCUGCUGCUGCCUUCCAUGUAUAGUUGGAAUCUUAUGUUCCAUGACAGAUCAGGAAGGAGCAACAACAGACGAGAUUGAUCAAUUGCCAAAGUAUAGAUUCCGCAGGAUACUGGAUUUUGAGAAAAUUGAUGGUGAGAUUCAAGUAUCUACUGGAGGGACAAUGACUGAAUGUGAAUUUGACAUGCCCACUGAACUUCUUCUUUCCCAUGAGGAUGCUAACUGCUGCAUUUGCCUUUCUGCAUACGAAGAUGGAACUGAGCUACGUGACCUUCCUUGUCAUCACCAUUUCCAUAGAGCAUGCAUAGAUAAGUGGCUUUACAUAAAUGCAAUCUGUCCUCUUUGCAAGUUCAACAUUCUAAGGGCAACCAAUCAAAUUGGUAAUGAAGAAGUAUAGAAACUAGGUUUUCCCCAAAAUUUGGCAUAUAGCUUCUUCCCCGCCUGUUUUAUCAUGGGGACAUGGAGACAGCACGCGACAGCUCGCAAGCUGGUGCCAUUAACAAGAGUAAUCACCUCAAUGUGUAACCAUAUGUAACUUUCUCUUGGUCAUUGUGCCAAAUGUAUAUGAAAUAUUUACUUUUACUCAUUAAAGAAACAGAUUGAAUGCGUAA